CAUAAUUCCAGUUGUAGCUGUUAUAGGAACAACUUGUAUUUUUGUGGAGGUCUAUAUUUUAUUGCAAAACACUUAAGUCACCUUUUAGCUUUCUGGCUGGAAGUUGGAUUAACUCAAACUCCUAUAGCAACAGACCAACCUGCUUUUCUGCUCUUGCCACUGAUUUGAAUCUAUUUACAUAAACUCAGGCAGGAGAGCUGCUCAAACCAGCUUUAAUGUUUUGGUUAUGAAACUAGAUAGAAUUAUUUUCCACGUUAUUUUUGGUCAAAGCCACAAGAAGAAACUGCAGAGGGACCAUGGACCAUAUGUGGCCCCAGACGCGGCGCUUGCAGACCCCUUUCACUCUCUGUACAUCUGCAGCUCCUUCGUGAGACUUUUCUCUGCAUCUUUUCAUCGCGUCCCAACAUCUCGCGAGGAAAUCACUGAAACGCGAUAGUUUUGAGCUGCCCUUAAACUUAGCAACACAGCAGCAAAAAUAAGGUCAACAAUGGCCGCUUUCCGCAGAGUGGCAGCACUGGCUGGUAGGCUAAACCCGUGGUCACCGACGAGAGCAAAGCUAUUCGGUGCUCCGGUCGAUAAUGGAAGAAGGACACGGAGGAGUUUUACGUUCGGGGUGUGUGUUACAGCGGGAGGCACCGCGGCUCUCUACUUCUUUCACGAAAACACAGACCGGGAGAGGAUGAGGAGGAGAGACGUCCGCGGAUUGCUGCUGUCCAUGCUCACCGUGGAGGCGAAAGAGAAGGGACGUCCGUUUGACUUUGAGGAUGGAGAUGUGUACAUGUCUUCCCAUGAGCAUCGUUUCCGUAUGUUCAGCUCCGUGGAGUAUGAGGGACAACUGUUCAUGACGCCGCAGAACUUCAUUGAGUCCGUUACCAUGAGUGAACCGAAAAACAAGAGGCCCUGGAGGUCCCUGACCAAACAGGAGCUGGAGAAGAUUCUGACAGAAACUCCCCCCGUGUGGAGAGGAUCCUCCAAACUAUUUCGCAACCUGAGAGAGCGAGGUGUCAUCUCCUACACAGAGUACCUGUUCCUGCUCUGCAUCCUAACAAAACCUCACGCUGGCUUUAAGAUUGCUUUCAAUAUGUUUGAUGCAGACGGCAACCAGAUGGUGGACAAGAGGGAGUUCUUGGUGCUUCAGGAGAUCUUCAGAAAGAAAAAUGAGAAAAGGGGAAGGAAAGGAGAUGCUGAGAAGUCAGCACAGUUGGUGCUAAAAAAAGACAGUCAGGAGUUUGUGGCACGAAGUUACUGGGACGUUUUGAGGCGAAGCGCCAGUCAAGUCCUCUUUUCUGACCUGGCGGAGGAUUUUACCCUUGAGCGCUCAGACGAGAGCGUCACAAUUGACACCACCCUGCUGGUUCAUUUCUUUGGAAAGAAAGGAAAAGCAGAGCUCACCUUUGAUGACUUUUAUAGGUUUAUGGAUAACCUCCAGACUGAAGUGUUGGAGAUUGAGUUUCUGACUUAUUCAAAAGGAAUGACCACCAUCAGUGAGGAAGACUUUGCCAAAAUCCUGCUGCGUUUUACCAAUGUGGAGAACAUCAGUGCCUACAUGGACAACGUCCGCCAGUGUAUUCCUGAUGAGAAGGAGGGAAUCACUUUUGAUGAGUUCAGAUCAUUCUUCCAGUUUCUCAACAACCUAGAAGACUUUGCCAUCGCCAUGCAGAUGUACAACUUUGCGUCACGUUCAAUUGGACAAGAUGAGUUUGCAAGAGCAGUAUAUGUGGCCACAGGCCUGAAGCUGACCCGACAUCUUGUGAACACCAUCUUUAAGAUCUUUGAUGUUGAUCACGACGACCAGCUCUCCUACAAGGAGUUCAUUGGCAUCAUGAAGGAUCGGCUGCACAGAGGAGCAAGGGGCUAUAAAGCAGUGGAGCGAGCUUCCUCCUUUAGAUCGUGUCUGAAGAAGGAGCUAGCAAGCAGUAGGUGAAGGCCCGACUCCAUACCUCCGUCUCCAGCUGAGGCCCACAGACAAGUGCACCAGCUACGGAAGAGAAAAAGGGGAAGCCAUGGAGGAGGAAACAGAUCAGACUCAGCUCUGGUUUUGAUUCACCAGCAGCCUGACUGAGUAGCAUGGUGUUCAUCUCCAGUUUAUUUCCAAAUCACAAAAUAAUCACAAGCAUGAAAAGUCAUUUACAUAAUACUUAAAAGUAAAAAUCAUCUCUCCUUUGGUUAGUUUUGUUCCACCAUACAUAUGGGUUCAAUGUCAAUCGUCUCGUUAGGGUCAAUAAAUGGAUAAACUCUGAGAAGUUCCCUGCUAUUAGCCCUUUUUUAAUAUUAAAAUAAGAAUUGUGUUGUGUUUAUCCCUUAAUGAAACACAAUUAGAGUUGGAAAAAUAAUUUGACAGAUAUGUUGUUUACUUGCUGAUAGGCUAAAUGCUGCACAACAAGGUAUCAACCAAAAAAGCACAAGGGUGAAUAAAUGUGCGUUAUAUGUGGCAUACAGGUAAAUUUUAUUACAAUGAUGGAAUUAAAAGGGCACAAAAAUUUAAGUUAAAAUUGAAAAAAUUGUUGAAAUAAAUGUUUUUUAUUUUUUGUCUGUCUUUUUCCACAUUUAGUUUAAUUUUACUUGUUUUUUAUUGCAAUGUAAAGAUGCAGAACAGCUAUUUUGGGAUGUUUAUGACUUGGAUUGUACACUAUAAAAUAUUUAACAAAUCACAAAACAGGCAACAAACUAAAACUAUGUAAUGCCAAGUAUAGUUCUAAAUUUCAUGAUCAGUUAUGUGUUUCCAAGUUUUAUCUGCAUGCAUGUAUGCAAAAAAUAUGUGCCUUGCAAUCGUUCUAAUGUGGAACAUGUCGACACCACAAAGGGCAGCCUUGGCGGAGUCCAAUCUCACUGGGAACGAGCCCGACUUACUGCAGGCAAUGCGGACCAAGCUCUGACACCGGUCAUACAGGCACCUAACAGCCCAUAUCAGAGGGCCUGGUACCCCAUACUCCCGGAGUACCCCCCCCCCCCCCCCCCCCCCCCCAGGGCCCCCGAGGGACGUGGUCAAACGCUUUCUCCAAAUCCGCAAAACACAUGUAGAAAGGUUGGGCAAAUUCCCACGCACCCUCCAAGAUCCCCCUAUGGGUAUAGAGCUGGUCCAGUGUUCCACGGCCAGGACGAAAACCACAUUGCUCCUCCUGAAUCUGAGUUUCAACAAUCCGACGGACCCUCCUCUCCUGAACCCCUGAAUAGACCUUACCAGGAAGGCUCAGGAGUGUGAUCCCCCUGUAGUUGGAACACACCCUGCAGUCCCCCUUUUUAAAUAAGGGGACCACCACCCCGGUCUGCCAGCAGUGGGACUGCCCCCGAUGUCCACACGAUAUUGCAAAAACCGCGUCAGCCAACACAGCCCCACAACAUCCAGAGCCUUAAGGAACUCCGGGUGGAUCUCAUCCACCCCUGGAGCCUUGCCACAGAGGAGCUUUUUAACCACCUCAGUGACCUCAGCACCAAAGAUUUGAGAGGCCAACCCAAAGUCCCCAGACUGCUUCUUCACUGGAAGACGUGUUGGUGGGAUUGAGGAGGUCUUCGAAGUAUUCUGCCCACCAAUCCACAACGUUCUGAGUAGAGGUCAGCAGCACCGUCCCCACUGUGUUGGUAGCGCACUUAGCUGCGGCCUAAGGUAUCCUGGUGCCAAGAGCACAUAUGGACACCUUUAUGUCUGAACAUGGUGUUCAUUAUGGACAAUCCAUGACUGGCACAGAAGUCCAAUAACAAAACACCACUCAAAUUCAGAUCAGGGGGACCAUUCCUCCCAACCACACCUCUCCAGGUCUCACUGUCGUUGCCCACGUGAGCGUUAAAGUCUCCCAACAGAACGAGGGAGUCACCGGAAGGAGCACUUUCCAGCACCCCCUCCAAGAUCUCCAAAAAGGGUGGGUAGUCUGAACUAUAGUUUGGUGCAUAAGCACAGACCACAGUCAGAACCCGUCCCCCCACACGUAGGCGGAGGGAGGCUACCCUAUUCAUCGGGGUAAACCCCAACGUACAGGCAUCAAGAUGGGGGGCAACUAGUAUGCCCACCCCUGCUCGGCGCCUCUCAAUAGCAGCAACUCCAGAGUGGUAGAAAGUCCAACCCCUCUCAAGGAAACUGGUUCCAGAGCCAGAGCCAUGCGUUGAGGUGAGUCCGACUAUAUCUAGUCGGAGCCUCUCAACCUCACACACCAACACAGGCUCCUUCCCCACCAGAGAGGUGACAUUCUUUGUGCCAAGAGCCAGCUUCUGUAGCCGAGGAUCAGAACGCUGCGGUCCCCGCCCUCGACUACCACCUGUCACACACUGUACCUGACCCCUUUGGCCCCUCCCACGAGUGGUGAGCCCAUGGGAAGGCGGACCCACGUUUCCUCUUCGGGCUGUGCCCGGCCGGGCUCCAUGGGUGAAAGCCCGGCCACCAGCUGCUCGCCAGCGUGCCCCACCACCAGGUCUGGCUCCAGAGGGGGCCCCGGUGACCCACGCCCGCGCGAGGGAACCCGGUUUCCAUUAAUAUAAUACAUCAUAAGAGGUCUUGUGAUUAUACAUCAGAUAAAAAUGGAUUUAUGAAUAAAAAGUGUAAAAUAUCUCAAUAGGAUAAUAAUUCAUAAAUUUGCUAUAACUGUGUCAAUUGUGAAUUUGGUGAAUGCAUUUUAGUGCUUGAAUAAAUUAUUUUGAGAACAUGCAUCUGUGGUGUUGUGAGCAUGCGCAGUGAAGGCGCAAACCAUGCCCUUAAACCCUUAUAUGCGUGAAAAUUUAAUUUCUUCCGAAAAGGCAAUGUGCUACUGUCUUCUAAGCUUUUUUAUAUACUGGUAAUUUUACUUCAGUUGUUGAUGAAAAUGGAAGUUUGGGAUUAUGGUUAGAAUUGGACAAAUGCUUUAACGUUGCCCCAUGAGUUAGUCAAAUUUUUCAAGGAACAGCAUGUUCAAGGUGUUUGUAAUUAGCCAUUAUGCUAAUAGGAGUUAGCUUUAGUACUUUUUUAGUAUCUUCUUAUUGGGCUGUCCCAUGAAGAAGGUUUCAGCCACUUCACUGAAGUGAAACUGUUGGCAGGAAGUUUAUAUAUUAUCUUACUAAAAAAUCCGUGCCCACUAGAUGAAACUUUUCAAUUUUUAUGAAAAAUGCCAUUUGUAUGGUGGCGUGUUACAGCAACAGCCAAACUUAGAAAGUAUUGUGAGACACGUUUUCCCCAUAAUGAAAUGACUACCCCUCCAAAUCUACCUAACUGCUGCUCAAAUAAAUCCUUAAAAAUAAAUGGGUCUGAAUUCUUACACAUUUUGUAGUUAUGUGUAAUUGGGAUUUUACAUAUGUAAACAUUUUAAUGUUAGUUUUAAAAAAUCAGCUUACUAGUGUGUUUUGAUUCAUUACACAAGUAUACAAAGUAUUUUCGCCGGAUACGUGUUUCAUUGAAAUAUGUUCCUCCGCAGAAAACCUUCCCCUUUCUGUUAUCGAUGUCUAUUAAUCCUGGUUAAAUGUACACAUUUUGACAUCAAAGACUGGAUUUAACGAGGCAUGUACUCCAUAAAGUAACGAAUCAGCUGUUUGCAUUUGUCAAACAUGUUAUCGUUUAAGUAAUCGAUUCGACAUAAGUACACGCGGAUAAGCUGUUAUCGACGAGGUCACGAUGUUCGGCGUAACACCGGUAGUGACGUCCGGAUCACAAAAUAAACGUACUUUCUUGCUUGUAUGUCUAAAAUAGCUCUUACAACCAUUAUAAAAAAAUAAAUUUGGAUUAAUUUAACACUAUCAAGACAAACAUUAGAGAAAAUGUUCGUGUCAUAAGCAAACAAACAAACCGGGUGGAGAAAUGUGUUAAUUCUCGCAAAGCAUUCUGGGUAACCAGAAAUUCGUAAUCAUAGCCAUAAAACAACACUAGAAACACUUUAAAUGAAGCCUUAUUAAUGCCGUUUUGAAGGAUGUUGUACUAUAGAUCGCUCGGCGUGUUACUUGUGCUUAAUGAAACUUCAGCACCAUGACUGAGAACGGUUGUUCUGAGAAUGACUCGCUGCCUGUUCUCAGAAAAUCUUUAAGACUAUACUUUCAGGGAUCAUUUCUAUAGUUUCUAACUUGAGAAAUGUGCUCCUAAAGUGAUCAGUCUCGUCAACCACGAUGAUGAGUCUUGAUAUUCUCCUCUGAGCGUGAAACGGGUUGGAGUUAAUGAUUCAAUUCAUACGACUCCAACCAUUGAUGAUCGUUCUUUGCUUCUUCCGGGAGCAAUGAGGUGGGGAAUAUGAUCAGAGUGGUCGCCGUAACUGUCAUAAAGUAACGUAAUCCUGUACUUAAGUUAAUGAUUCCGAGAUAAACACUUAGGAACACUGUACACGACAUUUACUCAUACUUAAUGAGCAAGAAGCAUGUGUCACCGUUCCCAGACAGCAACACCAGCUGUGAUUAAUAUGUAACUCAUUUCCAUUCAGCGUGUGUGAAUACCUGAUGGGUUAGAAAAGAUCAAAACUCAAUCUUUUCUGUUUGAAAUUCUCAUACCUCAAGAGAAAUUAAAAAAGUCAUAUUUGAUGUUACAUAAGGUUAAACCUGAUAUUCUCCACUUGACACCAGAUCCUUUGAAAAUCACAUGAUUGAGUCAAAUGAGAUCAUGUGAUCGGAGUAUCCCUGAUUUUUAUUGGUGUUUUGAAGUUAAAUCAGUUCAUUUCCACCUGAUUCCAGAUCCUUUGAGGUUUUUCUCAUACACUAUUGGUCAAAUUGCUCAUCACGUUGGGUGUGUUUGGUGCAACUGAUACACCAUGACUGAGGUUGGUUGUUCUGAGAAUCAGGUACUGCUCAUCCAGCCUGACUCACCAAGCAUGAACUUCCAGGAAUCAUUUCUGUAGUUAUUAAUUUGAGGACUGUGCUCCUAAAGUGAUCAGUUACACCAACCAUCGUCUUGAGACUUGAAAUACUCUUCUAAGAAUGAAGCGGGCAAGAGAAGAUGACUCACUUCACUCGUCCUGUCAGUGAUGAUCUUUCUUUCCUUUUUAUUUAGGAGCAAUGAGGGGGAGAAUAUUGUCAGAGUGAUUGCUGUGUGUAUUUUAGUGAUGGGAAUUCCAGCUCUUUUUAGAGAGCCGGUUCUUUUGGCUCAGCUCACCAAAAAGAGCUGGCUCUUUCGGCUCCCUAAGUGGCUCCUCAGAUUUUCUGUUGCGUAGAGUACAUUUAUAACCAAAAUAAUGCUAAACUAUUAUGUAAAAUAAUUUACUAAUAUAAAAAAGCAAUAUAUCAAAUAUUUAUCAUUUGUAUGGAUUUAAUAACUGAACACUUUAAGAAAUCUCCACUUUCCGACUGCUGGCGCUCAUUUUCUCACCGUCUUCGUUGCACUCUCCGCCCUCUCGCUCGCCUUUUUCCUCCUCAUUCCCUCUCGUCUCCCUCCUCCCACAUGUGCUCUGCUGUGUGUCUGAGUCUGAUCCUCCCUCUUCCCCACCCCUACUGCUCUGUGUGUGGACAGUCUGGACACGCAGUUACACAUGUUGACCAAUCGCCUGUAGCUUUCACCAAAGCAGGGGGGGAGGAGGGAGGGGAGGGGACAGCUCCCAAUGACGAGCCGGCUCCCGUCGUUCACUUCAAAGAGCCGGCUCUUAGAGCCGGUUCCUUCGCAACUGACACAUCACUAGUGUAUUUAAAGAUAAACAUCUGUAUAUGGAAGGGAGUGAUCAAAAUUAAGGUGAUCAUUACCAUUCAAAUCCAUAAAGGAGCAUUUGUUGCUUUUCUUAGGCCAGAACAUUUCAUCUUAACUUAUGCCAGCAUUCCCAGCUGUGGCUUCAUUGUAGUAGUGAUGUGUUGGUCGUGAACGAACCGGCUCUAAGAGCCGGCUCUCUGAAGUGAACGAAGGGAGCCGGCUCGUCAUUGGGAGCCAUCCCCUCCCCCCUCCCCUCUUGCCUUGGUGAAAGUUACAGGCGAUUGGUCAACAUGUGUAACUGCGUGUCCAGACUGUCCACACACAGAGCAGUAGGGGCGGGGAAGAUCAGACUCAGACACACAGCAGAGCACAUGCGGGAGGAGGGAGACGAGAGGGAAUGAGGAGGAGGAAAAAGGCGAGCGAGAGAGAGGAGAGUGCGACGAAGACGGUGAGAAAAUGAGCGCCAGCAGUCGGAAAGUGGAGAUUUCUUAAAGUGUUCAGUUAUUAAAUCCAUACAAAUGAUAAAUAUUUGAUAUAUUGCUUUUUUAUGUUAGUAAAUUAUUUGACAUAUAGUUUAGCAUUAUUUUGGUUAUAAAUGUACUCUACGCAACAGAAAAUCUGAGGAGCCGAAAGAGCCGGCUCUUUUUGGUGACCUGAGCCAAAAGAACCAGCUAAAUCUGUUUAUUUCCACCUGAUUCCAGCUCCUUUGAAGCUUGGUUCAUAUACUAUUGGUCAAAUCAUCAAAACAUCAUGUUGGGCGUGUUUGGUGCAACAGAUACACCAUGACUGAGGUUGGUUGUUUUGAGAAUCAGGUGCUGCUCAUCCAUCAUGAGUGAUCAAGACUAUACUUUCAGGGAUCAUUUCUAUAGUUUCUAACUUGGGAAAUGUGCUCCUAAAGUGAUCAGUCUCGUCAAUCACGAUGAUGAGUUUUGAUAUUCUCCUCUGAGCGUGAA
Messenger RNA from Nothobranchius furzeri (turquoise killifish), 8508 nucleotides. It is a transcript of the gene micu3a, whose product is annotated as mitochondrial calcium uptake family, member 3a. Gene Ontology annotation, molecular function: calcium ion binding. The record is from RefSeq and is a predicted model, not a curated record. Gene Ontology annotation, biological process: mitochondrial calcium ion homeostasis; calcium import into the mitochondrion. NCBI's taxonomy places the organism in Eukaryota, Metazoa, Chordata, Actinopteri, Cyprinodontiformes, Nothobranchiidae. Gene Ontology annotation, cellular component: uniplex complex.